Molecule: messenger RNA, 2153 nt
Organism: Polypterus senegalus (gray bichir)
Lineage: Eukaryota; Metazoa; Chordata; Cladistia; Polypteriformes; Polypteridae
Product: protein PIMREG-like
Exons: 5
Coding region: 240-1118 (292 amino acids)
Source: RefSeq, a predicted model, not a curated record
CCAAUGGGAGAGCAUCUUUAGGGCGGGCUUGUGGAGUCGCGCAGAAUUCAAACAUUAGGCGUCGACUCGGAGACAAGCACUCUAACUAGGAUUAAUGACUGGCUUUUUAGCAAGAAAUAUUUGUGUUUAUAAAAAAGCGGAAAGUGUAUGGUGCGGCUGGUAUACAUACUGAGCUGAAAAAUCAGAAGAAAAGUUACUUUUGGGUUGCAUUGUACUUUUAUUUCCCAACGCCUCAGACUAUGGCAUCUCAUCUACUUCAAGGUGUUGGAUCUGCAGUGGGUUGGCGAACACAUCAGGUACUAGAAGAGACAGAAGAACUGCAAAGCCCUCUUCCAGAUCGUUUUCGUAAACGCCCAUCCUCCAGUUCACUCAACACCCUUCGAAUGUCCCUGCGCAAGAAACUGCCACUUAAAACGGUUGAUGUUAAUUUACAAGAGGAAAUCACAUGGGAAACACUGGAAAACCGGAAGAAAGUUGGCACAGUAUGCAGCAUCUCAAGGAGCGCUAAGAAUGCCUUAGGAAGUGUGUCACAGAAGCUUCAAAAGAGAAGACAUGCCAAAGAAGAGUGCUUGGUGGGAACUCCAGGAAAAUCUCGAUGUGGAGAAAAUCAUCCAGGUGAUACACCUGUGAGCACCCCCUGCAGACCUACGCCUUCCCGUGUAUCGCCCACUGUUAAACGCACCACAAAGCGAACACCAAAGUCUGGGGUCAAGAGGACACCUCGUGUUAAGACACCAGAAAAUAAUGGGUGUUCAAAAACAGGAAGAGUUGGAAAUUACCGGAGAAAGCUUGUCCGUAUGGCAGCAGUGAAGAGUCCAUUUGCAUCACCAGGCACCCACGUUGGAAGAAGACAAUUUAACAAAGACUUGGAGUUUGUCUCUGCUGGCCUUAGUCAGCUGAAGGGUAUCUCUCAUGUUUUUGAAGAAGCAAUUGGAAGAGAUGAGUGCAAUCAAGCUAUUGAGAACUACAAGCAACUCAUGAUAAACAGUUACACAUGCUCUCAUAAUCGGCGAACUCGGAGAAUUUCACAGGCAUCAAUUCGUCAAGCUGCCAGGAUUCAGAAUGCCUUCCUCCACUGGGCCGAUGUAACUUUAUCUAGCAUUGGCAAAAAAAGCUAAAUGUCUGGUGGUUUUCCUGAAUUUCCUUCUUGUUUACAGACUUUCUGGCUGGAAUGCCCAUCUUUACUGUGAUCAAAGAAACCUCUAGCUUUUGUAGAUAACCAAAAAUGGACAACAGCUUAUUUCUUUACUGGCCUACUGUUAGUCCUGCUUGGCUAUGUACCACCUCAGGUGUCUUUUAAUUUGUUUGCUGCUCACUCUCUUUCAUGGCGAUGUACUGUUGGUAAUAUUUCACUGUGUAAGGAUCUAUUUGAUGCCUAUUGCCAUCUGCACUCACUGCUUAACAGAAGGCCUCUUAAAUUUUGCAAGUUCUACACUCCAUAGCUCAGUGUUGCAUCUCUAGUUCUGAAGCAUCCACAAAGAUUGAAUUGUCAAUUUACUUUAAACCAAAGUCAAUGUCUUUCAGUUUUAUUUCAGUUAUGGAUAUUUACUGAUAUUUAGCAGCACUAACAAUGAGUACGCAGUAUAAACACUCUGAUAACAUGCAAAUUUACUGAACCAAGUAUUGAAACAUAACUAACACUACACCACUUGAUUAAUUGGUGAAUUAUUUUAUUUUAUACAUUCCAAAUUAUAUACAGCCAUGGAAUGACUUUAUUAAAUGAAACUGUCAUGAAUAGCCAUGACCACUGCACUAGUGGCCAAUGACCAAUGGGAAUUUCGGGUGAUGUUACUCCUCCUAAGUCUAUUAGGGCUCUCAUGCUGUAUUGUUUAAAUUAUUCUUUAACUACUGACAGGUAUUCAGGCAGAACAGCUAUUUCUAUAGAAAUGAGACUUUAAUUGCUUAUUUGUAUACAUUUUAUUUGCUACUCCUGUAAACAUGUGAAGGCUUUGUGUGUGUGCGUGUUUUUUUUAAAUGUGGGCUCUGGUUAAGAGAUCCCAUGUAUUUGAGGCCCAGCCUUGUAUAAUUAUGACCAUGACAUUGUAUUACACUUAUUGGUUAAAGUGGACUUGUCAAUGAAGUUUAGAAAUUUCUUUUUGAAUUUUGUUUGGAAAUAAAAUUUUUACUGUAUAGAUUUUUUUUUUUAAACCAUG